UUGCACGACCCCUCCGCACCAAAAACAACGCGAAGACAGUUGGGAUCCGAAGUUUCUCACUAACAUUAAUUCCCUGACGACGCGGGGUCACCAUCACUGAAAAUCGCCUAUAGUGCCCAUCCUCAUCCGGUACAUAGAUCCAAGCAGAAGCUUAAAAAGAGUUCUUGGAUUCAGAGGUUCAGAUUUGGAAAAGAAAAUGGGGAGAACGGAUUAUUUGGCGAUGAAGACUGAUCCGGUUGUGGACGAUUUGAUCAGCUCCGACUUCAAUGAGCUCAAGAUUGCUGCUAAGAAGCUCGUUAAUGAUGCCACAAGGCUUGGAGGCCUUGGAUUUGGGACUUCUUUCCUCAAAUGGGUCGCAUCCUUCUCGGCAAUUUAUUUGUUGAUAUUGGAUCGAACAAACUGGAGAACAAACAUGCUGACAUCACUUCUAGUCCCAUACAUUUUCUUUAGUCUUCCUUCAGUCCUGUUCGGAUUCUUAAGAGGGGAGUUCGGAAAAUGGAUUGCUUUUAUUGCAGUUGUACUGAGACUCUUUUUUCCCCGACAUUUCCCAGAUUGGCUGGAGAUGCCAGGGUCUUUGAUCCUCCUCCUGGUUGUAGCCCCCAAUUUCUUUGCCCACACCUUGAAGGAUAGCUGGGUUGGUGUGUUGAUAUGUCUCCUCAUUGGUUGUUACUUGUUGCAAGAGCAUAUCAGGGCAUCUGGUGGAUUCAGAAAUUCCUUCACAGAAAGCCAUGGAAUAUCGAACACUCUUGGCAUUAUCCUUCUGCUAGUCUAUCCUGUUUGGGCACUGGUGCUUCACUUCUUCUAAUUACUACCAUAGUUGGCCAAAUGUGGCAGUGAAAUGUGUCUGCUCUGCAAAUCCUACCAAUUUCUCAAUAGUUACAUUUGUGCAAGACUAGAAAUAAUUCCCUUAUUAUUAUUAUUUUUAUAUGUUUUGAGACAUUGUUAACUUAGAUGUUAUAAUGGGCUGGCCCUUAAAUAAGACUUUUUUUUUAAAGCCCA
Tripterygium wilfordii is the source of this 999-nucleotide messenger RNA. Its product is annotated as cold-regulated 413 plasma membrane protein 2. The coding region runs from base 197 to 805 and encodes 202 amino acids. Gene Ontology annotation, cellular component: membrane. NCBI's taxonomy places the organism in Eukaryota, Viridiplantae, Streptophyta, Magnoliopsida, Celastrales, Celastraceae. The record is from RefSeq and is a predicted model, not a curated record. The transcript has 5 exons.